Molecule: messenger RNA, 1392 nt
Organism: Habropoda laboriosa
Lineage: Eukaryota; Metazoa; Arthropoda; Insecta; Hymenoptera; Apidae
Gene: Cdk4
Product: cyclin-dependent kinase 4
Exons: 4
Coding region: 1-1392 (463 amino acids)
Biological process (GO): regulation of G2/M transition of mitotic cell cycle; G1/S transition of mitotic cell cycle; protein phosphorylation
Cellular component (GO): cytoplasm; nucleus; cyclin-dependent protein kinase holoenzyme complex
Molecular function (GO): ATP binding; cyclin-dependent protein serine/threonine kinase activity; cyclin binding
Source: RefSeq, a predicted model, not a curated record
AUGGCUGGAACGUCGCGACGUCCGAGCUCAGAGCUCGGACCUGACCUGUCGUCCCCAACACCGCCGAAGAAGUCGAAAUUCGCCGAGGCGUCUGUCGAAGGAAGAUCCGAGAAGGAGCAUGAAUUGAGCACGGAGGAGUUGGAAAGUGUGGAGAAGUUGGCCAGCUCGGUGGCAGCCUCGUUAUCCGGGAACACCAUCGAACUGAUCCAGGGAGAUUCCUCCGAGACGACGAAUCCUUUCGAGAUCAGCGAGGAAUCGUUGGACGGUACGAAACAGCUGAUCCAGACGAGUUUAGAGGGGCCGGGGAAAGUUACGGCUGGCUCCUCGAAGGAGGGACACUUCGGCAGCUUCGAAACGAUCGUACAAAUGAAGUACAGCGGCCAGGAGGAACUUUCUGGUAGCUCUAGCAGGAGAUCGGAAAGUGAGAGCGACGCGCAGAUUCAGACUUCUUUGCUGGAAUCGCGCGUAGGUGCGUCGUAUCAGGAGUUGUCUUUGAUCGGUAACGGCGCUUACGGCACCGUCUACAAGGCGAAGGAUUUGAACACCGGGCAGGUGGUAGCGUUGAAAAAAGUUAGGGUACCGUUGACCGAAGACGGUCUGCCUACCUCCACGUUGAGGGAGAUAGCUACAUUGAAACAGCUCGAGAGAUUCGAGCAUCCGCACAUUGUGAGAUUAUUGGACGUUUGCCAAGGAAACUAUCUUCACUUACCUUCGGCCGAUGGGGGGUCGGAGAGGCAGGAUCGAGGGCUGACGUUAUGGUUGGUGUUUGAACACGUGGAAAGAGAUCUAGCGUCUUACAUGUCCUCGUGUCCACGGCCAGGUAUCCCGCCUCAUCUGGUAAGGAAGAUGUCGAAGGAGAUACUGAAGGGUGUGGAAUUUUUACACAGCCAUAGGAUUAUACACAGGGAUUUGAAGCCUCAGAAUUUGUUGGUAUCCAGAGAAGGUAAAAUAAAGAUCGCGGAUUUCGGCUUGGCGAAGACGUACGACUUCGAGAUGAGAUUGACCUCUGUGGUUGUGACGCAGUGGUAUCGUGCCCCGGAAGUACUUCUGGGCUGCUCUUACGCGACUCCGGUCGACAUUUGGUCCGUGGGUUGCAUUCUAGCGGAAUUAAGUAAACUGGAACCCUUGUUUCCUGGUACGAGCGAGGGUGACCAGCUCGAUAGGAUUUUUCAAGUAAUAGGAACCCCGUCGCAGGAAGAAUGGCCGGAAAAUGUGUCCCUCAGUUGGACAGCGUUUCCUUACAGGCAACCGAAACCUUUAGCGGCGAUAAUACCUGAUCUCAGUGAACACGGAUUAGAUGUAAUUAAAGGUAUGCUAAUGUUCGAUCCCCAUAGACGAUUGACCGCAGCUCAGGCCUUGAGACAUCGGUAUUUUGCCGAAGACGACUCGUGA